Messenger RNA from Colletotrichum chrysophilum, 741 nucleotides. RefSeq lists its product as uncharacterized. The transcript has 2 exons. Bases 1 to 741 code for a protein of 246 amino acids. Lineage: Eukaryota; Fungi; Ascomycota; Sordariomycetes; Glomerellales; Glomerellaceae. The record is from RefSeq and is a predicted model, not a curated record. Gene Ontology annotation, molecular function: O-methyltransferase activity.
AUGCCCGACUACUACGAGAAAUUCGGUAUCAAGGAGCCCACGGGCCGGCUGCACUCUAUCAAAGCAUUUGGUGAAGGCCAGCCCGAGCUCACGGUCGCUCAGAUCAUGAGCCUGCAUCCUAAGCGGGUCGCCCACAUUCAUCUUUCUAUGCCUCUCAUGGACGGCGCAUAUCCCCAGACCGGGUUCUACGAUUUCUCGUGGAUUGCUGAUCGGGCCGCCAAAGAACCCCACAGCCGGAAAGUAAUUGUGGAUGUUGGCGGUGGCAAGGGCUGGACGCUGCAAAGAAUUGUCAACGAGAACGAGGGUAUUCCCAUGGAGCGAUGCGUGUUGCAGGAUUUGCCUGGUGUGAUCUCGUUCGUCGAAAAACACGGAGACGAGAAUAUCAAAAGGGCAACUCUGAUGCCGAUUGAUUUCCACAAGGAACAGCCGGUUCAAGGUGCCUUGGUCUACUCGGUCCGUCGCUGCUUGCGUGACUUUGGAGACGACGAGGCUGUCGACAUUCUCAAGCGCGUCGUCGACGCCAUGGCCCCAGACAGCAAAUUACUGAUCGCCGAUACCGUGGCGACAAACCCUCCUUCUUUCCUCGUGGCAGCAAUUGACUUCUUCCUAUCAACUAUGGGUGGCAAGGAGAGGACGGAGGAGGAAUUCUGCAACAUCGCUGUACGAGCUGGAUUGAAGGUUACGGGCGUGCACUACUCUGACAUUUCGGAGUUUGCCAUGAUAGAGUGUGAGAAAGCGUAA